Nothobranchius furzeri (turquoise killifish) is the source of this 3286-nucleotide messenger RNA. The record is from RefSeq and is a predicted model, not a curated record. NCBI's taxonomy places the organism in Eukaryota, Metazoa, Chordata, Actinopteri, Cyprinodontiformes, Nothobranchiidae.
AUGUUCACAGGUGUACCGAGUGCUGCCACUGUGGUGAUCGUUGUGUGUAUCGCCGCCCUUGUGGUGGUGGUGGUGCUGGGCAUAUACCGCAUCCAUGUGACCCAUCAACAGGAUAUGAGGCUGGCAGAGACGACUAAAGUGGCUGAUGUGAACUGGGAUGACUCAGCUCUGACAAUCACAGUCAACCCAAUGGAGGACCUGGAGGAACCCCAGUGUGCAGAGGAGGAGGCCAGUGAGGAGGAAGAGGAUGAUGAUGAAGAGGACGACGAGAUCACCAGUGCUGAGUCAGAUGACAGUGAAGAGGAAGUGGACGUCCAACUAAAGAGGAUGCAGCAGUCAAGCAAGACGGGUCAAAGCUGGGACAAAACAACGCGAUGUUUCUGAAAUAUGUACUCACACUGUCUCUCUCUCACACACACACACGCACAUGCGCACGCACACUCACACAUCAGAUGAAAACAGAAUAAAAGGACCUAAUGCUCUGAAAUAUUAGGUUAUAUUGCCCCCUGCUGGAAGACGACACACAUGCAGAUCAAACUGACUUGGCUUUGAAAACUUUUUAUUUAUACUUUCAACAAAAAUAAUGUCAACCUGAAUUUUCUUUUAUCUUCCUCACAAAUUAAUCCGAUCCUCCCCUGAGAGGAGGGAUUAUUUUCUCUCAUCUGCACCUAGAGUCUUCUUCUGGUGAAGUUCUCCGUCGUCCAGCGUGCGGUGGUCCCCGGAGGCUUAAAUGAAGGCUGUUGGGCCUUUUUUUACUUUAGAAAUGUUUUACUCUAUCCAAGGAGCUUUCUCAAUUCAAACAGAACAGUGCAGAUGUCCAGACUGGUGUGAUACUCCUUUACUCCUCACUUAUCCCAAGGAUUACUAGAGACGCUGUUUAGCACGUUUAACCCUGCUUCUACACACCUGAUUUCAAUCAGCAGGUGAUUAACAGGCCUCUGCAGAGCCUGAUGUGCUGCUGCACAGGCGACAAGUGUGUUGAAACAGAAAAACCACUAAAACGUGCUGGACCCCAGACCUCCUGGACCGGAAUUGAAUACCCCUGUAUUUACAUAGCGCCUUCUAGGGUUCCACAACCCCUCAAGGCACUUUACAACUACCCAUUCACACACACACACACACACAUUCGCAUGCUGAUGAUGGGUUAGGGUUGGCCACAGCUGCCCUGGGGCGCGCUGACAGAGGCGAGACACCACCGGCCCCACCGAACACCACCAGCAGGCAGGCAUGGGAAUGCUCAUAUUUUACACACAGAUGGAGGAUUUGAGAGGAGGGUAGAAGAGGCUGCUGGUGUCAAAAGAGAAAACAAAAUGCUCCGUUGAAUUUAUUCCCGUUUCACAUCAGUUCAUUUUCAGGAACACAAGCUCACCGGGCCAGCAAACGCUCCAGUGGUGCUCAGGAGAGAGGGUUGGAGUUCACUCGCGUUAGCGGACUACUCACUACAGCUUCAAAGUUUGGAAAUUUGCUGCUUCUGCUUGAAUUGGGAGAAAUCCUUGAAGAAGAAAUAAAAUGACUCUAGCGCGUAGGAAAGCAGUCCAGCUGCUGCUUGAACCCACCAGAACGACAGUCCUGGGUGAAAUCAGGCUGCUAGCCAAGUUCAGCACAGAACCGCUCAUCUGGUUUGAUGUCUAAAAUCCUACGGUGAGAUUUCUGAUGUCCCCACAUUAGUAUUCCAAAUAAGCCUUUAUUUACAAAAAUAUAUUUAAAAAAAACAAAGGAAUGAGACUAUUUUUGGUUUGUAUAUGUGUUAUUUAUCAGUUUUUGUUAUCGCCAAUGUGGCACAGCCAGGUGAUUUUACACAAAAAACAAAUUUUCAACAGAAAAAGAGGUAAAAAUCUGUGUGCUGUUGCAGAUGUCAUGUAAACUCGCAGCAGGGUCGGAGUUCUGGGUUUCUGGGAAGGAAAGACGAGUCUCCUUGUACAUUUUUAUAUGGCCCCUUGUAAAUAUUGAAUCUCGUGGGUGACAACCCUCCUGCUCUCUCUCUCCUCCAUCACCACCCCGAUAUGUCUCAUCCUGUCCACCUGUACACAGCACCCGUGUUGUUAUGCAUUCAUCAACUCACACACCUGGAGGGACACUUCAGAUCCCAUCCCAUAGUAAUCUGUGUGUGUGUUUGAGCUCUGAGAUCAGGUCAUUCCAGCUGGUUUAUCCAUGUGGAUGUGUCACAGCCUCCAUGAGGACAAAACUGGUCCAAGUGAAAAAGUGUAGAGCACCUUAGAGAGACAGAAAAGGACCAAAUACGUCUUCAUUUAAGGAAAGUUCAGAUUAAAGUUGGACUUCUGUUGGCUCUGGGUGGUUUCAGGCUGAAACUCUGCAGACUGACACCAGGUGGCAUCAUGGAGGCUGUCCUCUUUAGAGGUGUUUCCUUAUCUGGAUGAGUGCACUUUAAGUGUGUAUCAUCAUCAUGAACAACAAAGGUCUGAUUCUCAAAAAUUUGAAUAAUUUAUUGCUGUAAUAAUAAUUGAAUAGCAGUGACCUGUUUUAUGGGUUAUGGAUUAGAAACACUUCAAAUGUUCCUGGUGAAUUGAUUUUACUCUUACACUGAUCAAAGUUAUUGAGAUUUUGGUUUAAAAUGCUAAAUGAUAAUAUAGUAUCAAUGCCAAUAAUAAUAAAUAAGACACAUGAAGUAAUUAUUGUUGCGAAAAUUCAACUCUGUUCCUUUAAUCUAAAUUUUACAGUUUAGUUUUAGGAAAUAGAAAAGUGAGUCAAACAUGUCUGAAGCACAGCUCCAUUAUCCUGCACACACGCUGUGACCUUGUCUCAUGAGGACAGGAAUGGGUCCAGCUGGCACAUGACUAUUUGAUCCCACAUCAAAGUGAAAGGGCAUUACUCCAACCGUUCUGACAGGAGAGUCCAGAGGUGAGGAAGCUGCUGUGUUGGGGCCCUGUCCCUCUCAGAUCUGCCACCGUUUGUCCCACAAACUGGAGCGAGUCCUCCAGCUGAAGGAAUACGCUGUGUGUGUGUGUGUGUUACUGUUGUCUGUCCAUGUAAAGAGCUCAUGUGUUGUUUAGGAGUUUUCUUCCGCUGCAGCCACGCCCGCUCUUGUGAUGUCACUUCCUUUCCCUGACCCCUCCCCCACUUAAAAUCUCUGGUGGCGUUUGCAUCAACUCGAGCCCUAAUUUGUCCUGAUGUUUGUUUUAGAAGAGGACGGUGGAAUUAACGUUGGAACCUUGUAUAACGUGUACAUUUUUCUUUCCUUCUUUGGACUCUUUGGUCUGGUUUUCUUUGGAAUGGUCACUGCAGCACUUUCUGUAUAUUGGCCAAUAAAAACUUGUUUUGACAUCGA